Molecule: messenger RNA, 3401 nt
Organism: Drosophila innubila
Lineage: Eukaryota; Metazoa; Arthropoda; Insecta; Diptera; Drosophilidae
Product: nardilysin
Exons: 2
Coding region: 1-3237 (1078 amino acids)
Biological process (GO): proteolysis
Molecular function (GO): metal ion binding; metalloendopeptidase activity
Source: RefSeq, a predicted model, not a curated record
AUGCGUAAGCCACGAUUCCGAGCCUUGUUCAAGCAGUGGUACAAGUGGAUACAGAAUCGUCAGGCAAGUGGCAUGGCAGUCACAUAUUUGGAGUUACCCGAUAAAUCCGAGGGCGAUAGGAAACUCUAUCGCGCCUUGAGUCUAUCGAAUGGCGUGCGAGCCAUGCUCAUCUCAGAUCCUGGCAUGGGACAAACAAGUGCAGCAACUCUAACAAAUAAAUCCAUGCCGAGUGCACACAGUUCCAGUUCCAGUUCCAGUUCGCUGGAACAAUUCCAUGGCAAACUGGCAGCCUGUGCGGUUUCAAUGAGCGUGGGAUCCUUCAGUGAACCGCAGGAGUUUCAGGGACUCGCUCAUUUUCUGGAGCAUAUGAUAUUCAUGGGCUCGCAAAAAUAUCCCGAGGAAAAUGCUUUUGAUGCGUUUGUCACAAAAAGCGGAGGUUUUAGCAAUGCGCACACGGAAAACGAGGAAACGUGCUUUUAUUUCGAGGUGGAGGAACAACAUUUGGAUAAAACAAUGGAUAUGUUUAUGAAUCUGAUGAAGGAACCUUUAAUGUUGCCCGAGGCAAUGGCCCGAGAACGUUCCGCCGUGCAAUCGGAAUUUGAGCAGACUUUCAUGGUGGACGAGGUGCGACGGGAUCAGAUUUUGGCGAGUCUGGCAGGCGAAGGAUUUCCACACGCCACCUUCAGUUGGGGCAACUUGAAGUCACUCAAGGAGCAUGUAAAUGAUGAGGAUUUGCAUCGUGCGCUGCAUGAAUUCCGGCGUAAGCAUUACGGCUGCAAUCGCAUGACAGUCUGUUUACAGGCCAAAUUAUCUUUAGAUGAACUUGAGCAACUUUUGGUCCGACACUGUUCGAGCAUACCAGAGAGCGGGGAACCCCCUUUGGAUAUUACGAAUUUGCACUAUCGCCACGCCUUCAAGGAGAAGUUCUUCAAGGAGCUGCUGCUCGUGCAGCCUGUGGAGGAUGUGUGUAAGCUGGAACUCACCUGGGUGCUGCCACCCAUGCGCAACUAUUACCGCACCAAGCCGGAUUCAUUUAUAGCCCAUCUGCUGGGCUACGAGGGUGUCGGCAGUCUGUGUUCCUUUCUGCGGCGUCGUCUCUGGUGCAUGAGUGUCAUGGCUGGCGUGGGAGCCAGCAGUUUCGAUACCAAUUCCAUUUACUCACUCUUCAACAUGUGCAUCCAUUUGACGGACGAUGGAUUCGAGCAUCUGGAUGAGGUCAUCUCGGCCACCUUUGCCUGGAUUCAGUUGAUCAACGAUUGCGAAACAUUGCCAAUUGCCUACAAUGAACUGCAACAGAUUGCAGACAAUAAUUUUCGCUUUCAAAUCGAGAUACCCGCCAUGGAUAAUGUGCAGAGUAUUGUGGAGGCUUUGAGAUUCCUGCCGCCCAAGGAUGCACUCACAGGUACUCAGCGCUACUUUGAAUAUGAUGAAAAGGCCAUGCAAAUGUUGAGACAGCAUUUAACAGAUUUUAAAUUUAAUAUGAUGAUAUCAUCGCAUAUACCCUACGAGCACUACGAGUAUACGCAACGUGAGCCUUGGUUUGGCACUUAUUAUACAAGUAUUCCGAUUCCUGAAAAGUGGGCACAAAUGUGGCAUAAUCCAGAACCGCAUCCAGAACUCCAAUUGCCCGAACAGAAUCCAUUUGUGACGACGGAUUUUACGUUGCAGUGGAUAAAAGCGGGAAAACCGCACAUUUCCCGCCGUCCCAAGGCGUUGAUAAGAAAUGAAUUUUGUGAACUUUGGUUUCGACAGGAUGAUACAUUUCUAUUGCCCGAUGGUUUUAUAAAUCUCUAUUUUAUUACUCCAUUAAUGCGCAAUAGUGCGCAAGAAUAUGUGGCAGGUGUAUUAUAUACAUAUUUGGUCGAGUUUUAUAUUGCCGAGCAACUUUAUCCGGCUUUAAUGGCAGGUUUAACUUACGGUUUGGAUGCGGCGGAUAAAGGAUUGGUUUUACGAGUUAGUGGCUAUAAUCAAAAACUACCUUUACUUAUAGACAUCAUUAUAAAUGUAAUGAAAAAUCUAGAAGUUGAUAUGGCUCAGUUGAUGUCCUUUAAGGAACUAAAGAAAAGGCAACUUUUUAAUGCCGUUAUCAAUGGAUCAUCCUUAAAUCUCGAUCUGCGUCUCACAGUGUUGGAAUACAUGCGAUUUACACUGCUACAAAAAUACGAAGUUAUCGAUGACAUCACUGUGGAUGAUAUUUUAAAGUUUAAGGAUAAUUUUCAUAAGCAAAUGUAUGUGCAGGCAUUGAUACAGGGCAAUUUUACGGAACAACAGGCGAUUGAGGUUACCCAAAAAGUGUUGGACACGUACAAAAGUCAAAGGGUUGCAAAUCUGGUGGAGCAACACAAUAGAAUGGUGCAAUUACCUCUAGGAGAGCAUUAUCUAAGAGUAAAGAACCUCAAUGAAGAUGAUCCCAAUACAUUUAUUGUCAAUUAUUAUCAAAUUGGUCCUGCCACACUGAAAAUGGAGGCCAUGUUGGAUUUGGUUGAUUUAAUUGCCGAGGAACCAUUCUUUAAUCAACUGCGAACGAAGGAACAACUCUGCUAUAGUCUGGGCUUGUUUCAACGCAUUAGCUAUGGCAUUAUGGCUUAUAUGCUUAUUAUCAACACUCAGGAAACGAAAUUCCAAGCGGAUUAUGUUGACAAACGUUUGGAGGCAUAUCGACUGCGAGUGCCCAGCAUUAUUUCGCAAAUGAAUGAACAGGAAUUCGUUGAGAUGCGUGAGACAGUCAUCAAUAACAAACGACUCGGCGAUCACAGUCUCUUUGAUGAAAUGAUGCGAAAUUGGAGUGAAAUUGUCAGCAUGGAUUACAUUUUCAAUCGCAAUGAAAUUCAAAUACAAAUGCUGGCCGAUGUCACCAGAGAAAAUGUUAUGGAUUUUCUGCAACGAAAUGAUCGGCAUAAUCUGCGAAAACUCUCGGUGCAGGUUAUAGGCACUUCUAGGGUAAUCAGACGAUCGCAAACCGAAAUUCCCGAUGCCAUUUCCGAUGCCAUUGCCGCUCGGCAUGGCACGACAUCGGGUUUAGCCGGUAGAUCUGGUACCCUAGCUGUUAUCCUAGACGAAGUGCAACGCAAUAUAUCCGAGGAGCAAAUGUUGUACGAAAAUAUUGGUGAUAGAAUCCAUUUGGAAUUCAUUGGCGAACCUGAAAAUCGCAGUCAUAUAACGAACAUUGAGGAAUUCAAAAAGAAUCUGCAUGUAUAUCCGUUCUUAACAGCCGAUCCCAAAUACCAUGGCUUAUAGCAUCUUCUUCAAGUCUCUGUCUCUGUAUUAAAUAAUUAUUUGUCGAGCACACACACACACACACAGAGUGGGUGGAAACUUUUCGCAUUGAUAAGCAACUGACGCCAUUUUAAUAACGCAAAUUACAGUCAGCUGUAGAAAUUUCUGUGCGCUCAUGGCAAGAG